Molecule: messenger RNA, 2122 nt
Organism: Ornithorhynchus anatinus (platypus)
Lineage: Eukaryota; Metazoa; Chordata; Mammalia; Monotremata; Ornithorhynchidae
Gene: NRTN
Product: neurturin
Exons: 3
Coding region: 276-908 (210 amino acids)
Molecular function (GO): receptor tyrosine kinase binding; glial cell-derived neurotrophic factor receptor binding; growth factor activity
Source: RefSeq, a predicted model, not a curated record
GGGAAAGACGGCCCCGCUCCUACCGGCCGCCGCCGAGCCGCUGCCUGGCGGACUCCGCUCGCCAUGGGCCGGCCGGGCCAGCCCCCCCGCGGCCGCCCCCUCCGGGCCGGCGGGGAGAGGCGAGGGGGCUCGGCCGGGACGGACCAGCCGCGCCGCCCGGCGGACAGGACACGGCUCUGCGGGGCACCGCGGGGGCCCGACGGGCGGAGCCCGCGGCUGUGAGGGCAGCGCCGGCCGGGGAUCGAGAUUCGAUGUCCUGAGCAGCCCGCUCUAAGAUGAAGCUAUGGAAGUUGGCAGCUGUCGUCUCCAUGAUCUGCAGCUCCAUGCUGUCCGUCUGGGUGUGUAGAGACACAUUUCGCACUGGCCGGCAACUCAGCUCCACUCGGCCUCCUGCCAACAGGGGAGGCCUCCACAGAUCCCCCCGGGCCCUGGACCACCGGAGACCCCUGAUCUCUCAGUACCGAGCUCUGUUCGAGAGCUACACCGAGGGCGAGAUCCGCGAACUCGUCGCCACGCUGGUGGAGCGCUACAGCCCGUCUGUGAACUCCGGCGGGCACGAGCUGCCCCUCCCGGGCCGGGCCGGGGCCCGGCGGAAGCGGGCUCGGGCCCGUCACAAACCCUGCGGGCUGCGGGAGCUGGAGGUGAGCGUCAACGAGCUGGGCCUGGGCUACGUGUCCGAUGAGACGGUGCUCUUCCGCUACUGCAGCGGCACCUGCGAGACGGCCGUGCGCGUCUACGACCUGGGACUGCGCCGGCUGCGGCAGCGGCGGCGGGUGCGCAAGGAGAAGGUGCGAGCCCAGCCCUGCUGCCGCCCCCUCGCCUACGACGAGGGCGUCUCCUUCCUGGACUCCAAGAACCGUUACCACACGGUCAGCGAGCUCUCGGCCAAGGAGUGCGGCUGCGUGUGACCUGGGCGGGGGGCGGCGGCUGACCCUGGCCCGGCCCUUGGGCCGCUGGGUCAUCUACCUCAGGGGUACGGCUGGACUCCGCCCUUCCCCCCCGCCCCCCAGGCCUGGCGCCCCCUGCUUUCUCCCCUUGGGUGGGAGCCCUUGGGGGCCGAGACACCACGCAAAUCGGAAGCCGAGGACUCUACCUCCUACGCGGGGCCUUCCCAGAUUACCUCCUCUCUCUCCCCAGGCCGAGGCCCCUCGGCAGGCUUGCGUCCAGGGGGCGUCUCCGCUCUUGCUUUCCAGAGAGCUGUAACUGGGGCCGUCCAGGAGGAGGUGGAGGAGGACAGUGCUGUUUGGAUGGCCGGUCUAACGGUUGGGGAGGGGCGGGGCCCAGAGGGUCUCGGGCCCAGAGGAGGCGGGAGUCGGGUGGGAUGGGAUUGUACACACACCGUAUAGCCACUGUCUGAAAAUGUACAGGAAAUGAUAUUCUAUAUAUGUGAAUCUAGCUAUAUCUAUAUCUAUAUAAAAUAUUGAUGGAGCUUUCCGGGACCCUGCCGUGUCCAUCUAGAGACUCUGAUGCGUUCUGAAGGGGUGCCGAUAUGGGGCAAGGGAGAGGGACCUGUCGUCCCCCUCCUCACCCACCACCCCAAUUGCUGUCCAGUCUAUCCCUGCUCCCCAGUUCUCCAGACACAGAGGGCCAGCCUCGGAGUUGAGCUAGCAAGCACCCUGAGAACUCCCUUCUCCCCCUGCUCCUUUUCCUCCUCCUCAGUCUCUGCCUCCUUCCCUUCCCCUCCUCCUUUCCCUCCCUUGCCUCUGUGGCCCAGCUUGAGAAGGAACUGGGCUAAGCCCCUGCCUCUGGGAAGGCCUGCUGGAUUCACCCUGUUCUGCCCACAGCUGAAUCCUUUCUCCCAAGACUCUCUCCCCCCUACCCCAGUAGCCCAGCCAGAACACCCCUCUGGGCAAUGGUCAAUGUCUCUUGUGGGCCAACUGUAAACUGGGCCAGGUGCAGAGGGCUGAGGGCAGGAGGCACUACCCUAGGUGGGUCUGAGGGGAGGAGAGAGCACCUGGGUCCAAGCUCAUCCAGCGGCAUAGGGCCCCAGACCCCACUAGGACCCUCCCCUCUCCUCAGUCCCUGCUUCCCGCUGGGACCCUCCCCUCUCCUCAGGCCCUGCUUCCCUUGGUCUGAUUUCCUUGAGGGUCAUCCAGGCCAGGCCAGAAGAGUCCCUGGCUGU